GGGAGGGCCGACGGGGGCUCCCGCGACGUAAAUAGCCUGAGCCUGAGCCCAGGAAGGAGGUAUCAGCCCCCAGAGGAAACCAACUCGCAUCCGUUCGCAUCAAUGCUCCUCGCCCGGCUGACCCUCGCUUGCGCCGCGGGAUCGCACGCGCUCGCGGCACAACGCCUGGGGCCCGGCAUCUCGCUCCCGCGCGACUUCGCCGUCUACCCGCGAGCGGCGCUCCUCGACGACUUCGUCGAAACGCUCGACGCGGCCACCGGGGCCGGCCUGGCGCGCGUGCGCGCCACGUUCGGCGCGCCGGACCUCGCGCUCGCCGCGGCGGCGAGCGGCGCCGCCGCCGCGGGCCGCGCGGGCGCCGACGCCGACGAGGCCGCGCUGCGUCCCGUCGUGACCGCGGUCGCGCGGGCCUGGCGCCACGGGAACGUGCGCGUCCUCUCGGGCGCGGCGCGCGGCGCGCGGACGCUCGGCAGCGCGGCGCGCGCCGCGGCGCGCGGCGCGCCGCCCCCGGCGGGCGGAGACCUCACGGUGGUCGUGGCGCCGACGUCCGUCGAGCGGCUCCAGCUGGUGUGCGCGAACGCCGCGCGGGACGGCGCGUGCUUACUUCUGCUCAACCCGAGGUUGGCGCUGCCGUCGCCCGUCGCGGCCGGCGCGACGAUGGCGCCGCUGCUCCUGUCGGAUUUCGAACGAAUCUACGAGGCCUCGGCCGACGCGCUCCGCGUCGCCGGCCCCGGCGACCACGGCGUCGCGCUCCACCGCCGCUGGCCGGACAAGCGGUACCGCCUCUUCGCGCGCGACGGCGACCGCUUCGACUUCGUCGGCAACAGCGCGCGUCGGCCCGGCGCCGACCAGCUGCGGGCGAUCUACGCGGAGACGACGCGCCACCGCGUCUACGACGGAAGCUAGGUAUUUUCAACAUGCUUAGUAGAUAUCCCCCGGGCCGUGCGCGGAAAGGAGCGGG
Messenger RNA from Pelagomonas calceolata, 958 nucleotides. Lineage: Eukaryota; Pelagophyceae; Pelagomonadales; Pelagomonadaceae. The record is from the annotation of a GenBank genome assembly.